Colletotrichum spaethianum is the source of this 342-nucleotide messenger RNA. RefSeq lists its product as uncharacterized. The transcript has 2 exons. The record is from RefSeq and is a predicted model, not a curated record. Bases 1 to 342 code for a protein of 113 amino acids. Lineage: Eukaryota; Fungi; Ascomycota; Sordariomycetes; Glomerellales; Glomerellaceae.
AUGCCCGCAAAGGCACAUGUCAAGCUCUUUAACAUUCAGAUUGAGGUCUUGAAGAAGCAGGGCAUCACUCCUGAGAAGACGAAAAAGCUCACCUAUACAAACGUCGUGGAGUCGAAGACUAAGCCAGUAAUACAGGCCGCAAGGACCGAGAAGGGAGGCCUGGAUAUCACCGUCAGCGUUUCUUCCACUGGUGCUGACAAGAAAAUCUUCGACGAUAUCUCACAGACUACGUUUGGAAAGAACGCACACUGGGUGGACAAUGACUACAUCAAGAAGGCAUCUCAGCUUACCGGGUCUACACGCCCUAUUCCCCUAAGACCUCCGCUCAUCAUCAAGGAUUAA